Molecule: messenger RNA, 2010 nt
Organism: Actinia tenebrosa (Australian red waratah sea anemone)
Lineage: Eukaryota; Metazoa; Cnidaria; Anthozoa; Actiniaria; Actiniidae
Product: methionine aminopeptidase 1D, mitochondrial
Biological process (GO): proteolysis
Molecular function (GO): metalloaminopeptidase activity
Source: RefSeq, a predicted model, not a curated record
AUGAUUACCGAGUACGGAUGCAGUUGAAUGCUUGGAUUAACUGAAAUGUUAUGGGAGUUCUUUCAGCUUUAAAAGGUAUAAAUGAAUCUUUCCAUAUCUUGUCCCAGAUUACCAAGUCUACUAGCAAUAGGGUUUUAACAUCAAUAAUCUUUUUCAAACAUGUGGUAAGAGGCGCCCAUUAUGCUCCACCCAGACCCAUCCCAUCAAGCAUUGCACUCCCUGUAUAUGCAAAAACUGGUGAAGUUCCAAAUCCACCAAGAGAAGUUGAGAUAAAGACAAAAGAACAAAUAGAUGCCGUGAGGAGUGCUUGUCAAAUAGCUAGAAAAGUUGCUGGGCAUGCCAAGGAUUUUAUCAAAGUUGGAGUUACAACAGAAGACCUAGACUCGGUCCUUCAUCAUUCUAUCAUUGAUUAUGGUGCUUAUCCAUCUCCUUUAAACUACAAAGGAUUCCCUAAAUCAGUGUGUACAUCAGUCAACAAUGUUGCUGUUCAUGGAAUCCCAGACAGUUAUUCCUUAAAAGAUGGUGACAUAAUAAGUGUUGACAUUUCAGUGUAUUAUGGUGGAGUUCAUGGUGAUCUAUGCGAGACAUUUCUUGUGGGUAAUGUAGAUGAUGCUGGUCGUAAACUUGUUGAUAUCUCAAGAAAAUGUCUGGAUUCUGCAAUAUGUCAAUGUGGGCCAGGAGUGAGGUUUUCUACCAUUGGAAAUACCAUCAGUUCACUGGCCAAGCAACAUGGUUUUAGUGUGUCUCCUUACUGUUAUGGUCAUGGUAUAGGAAGUGUGUUUCAUGCAUUACCAGAUAUAUGUCAUGUUGCAAACAACUACCCCGGGAGAAUGGCACCAGGAAUGACUUUCACCAUAGAGCCAGUUAUUCACGAAGGUUCGUCAGGCAUUCAAGUCUUAGAUGAUGGAUGGACCAUGAUUGCUACUGAUGGUAAAAGGGCUUCUCAAUUUGAAGAAACAAUCUUGAUAACAGACAGUGGUAUUGAAAUACUAACUCAAGAGCAGUCGUAACUAUGUCACCGCUGAAAAGGAAGCUUACAGUUCUGGAAGCUGUGUAGAACAUGACGACUGAAGGGGAAAUAAAUACCAGAAUAGCGAGUACUGUAUAAAGGCAGUUUUUCCAGGGCUUGUUCUUAUCGUACGUGCAAGUCAAGGCAUAUUUCGUAUCGUCAAUGUCAUAGCGAACUAUAUCCAUCGUAAGAGUGGUAAGGAUCCCUAUCGAAGUACCUACGAUCCAAGCUCCUAUAACAAGUUUUCGGGAAGCUCGUCUGUCUGGUGCUUUGUGUGGGAAAAAGAUAGCCAUGUAUCUCUCGAUAGAGAUGACCAAUAGAUUUAAGAUUGUCACUGCUGGGAAUGUAAAUAGUGUGACACUGUACGCCAGGCAACCAACCUUGUAGACCAGGAAUUCCUGGAACAUGUUGAUGACGAAUAGAGGAAUGUUUAUGACUGAAUUACAAACGUCUGUAAUAGCAAGGCUGUUCACGAAGUACAUUGUCAAUGGCCUCUCGAACAGGCGUACUUGGCUUUUAGAUCCUAGACAUCGUUUCCAUUCUAAUAACAAUACGAGAAAGUUCCCUAUGAUGCCUAUAAGACAGGCGACAGCAGCCAAUGAACCGAUAGUGACGCGCGUGGAAAAUCUCCCUGGAGUUGGGACAUAGAUUUGAUCGGUACUGUUCGCCCAAGAACCCAUCGGAGAGGAGCUUGGCUUCUCACGUCUUGUGAUCUCGGUAAAAUGGGGAAGUGACGCUUGAUUCUGCAAUUUUAUGAAAAGCAAUAAUUGAACUCAAGGUAGCUCGUUUUUUCUAUUGGACGGGAGCUAUGAAAGCCUAUCAAACGUCGCUAGGUGAUAGCUAAAAAAAACUAAGACGAGCAAAUAGCGCAUUCAUUGGAUAUUUGGGGAAACAUUUGCAUUUUAUUUUGAUUUUUAAACGCCAAAAAAGCUAUUGAGUUGAAGUCCGCGGUACUCGGAAGUCCAAACCCAGGUGAAUAAACAAGUAGCCCUUUAAUUAUU